This is a messenger RNA of Danio rerio (zebrafish), 909 nucleotides long. RefSeq names its product interferon-induced protein with tetratricopeptide repeats 5-like. NCBI's taxonomy places the organism in Eukaryota, Metazoa, Chordata, Actinopteri, Cypriniformes, Danionidae. The record is from RefSeq and is marked provisional.
AUGAUGUCAGAAAUAAGUUUCAUCCCGGACAGUUUAAAAAAGAAACUGGAUCAGCUGGAGUGCCACUUCACAUGGGAUAUAAAAAAAGACGAUCUAGACUUCACGAAUCUCCUCAACAGACUUGAAGAACAAGACAAAUUGGAUCUAGGAAGUGAGGAAGGGGCUGCACGAGCGCAGUGCUCAAUGGGAUAUCUAAAAUUCCUUCUCGACUGCAAAGAAGAAGCCCUUACUCACCUGUCAAGAUCUGAGGCACUCAUCAAAGAAAACUUUGCAGACAACAAUGACAAGGCUCUUAUUGUGACCUAUGGAAAUUUUGCCUGGAUAAACUACCACAUGGAGAACUACACAGAGUGCGAACGUUACCUAAAGAAGCUUCAAAACAUGUAUGAGACAUUUCCAAUUGAGUCUUCAGCUGUUCCAGAGGUGCUUGGGGAGAAAGGAUGGACUUAUCUUAAAUUCUCUCGUAAAUAUUAUGACAAGGCAGCAGAAGUUUUUCAAAAAGCUGUGGAACUGGAUCCAACAAAUAGUGAGUGGAACGCUGGUUAUGCCAUCACUCUGUAUCGCACUGAAACUAGUCAGCCUACUAUAGAUUCACCUGUGAUCAAACAGCUGAGAAAGGCCAUUGACCUGAACCCAGAUGAUGAUGCUCUGAGAGUCCUUCUAGGAUUUAAACUUAUGAAUUGUUCUAAAGAAUUGAUGAAAGAGUCUGAGCAGCUGGUUGAGACAGCUUUGAAUCAGUCCCCAGAACAUCCAGAUGUCAUGAGAUAUGUUGGAAUGUACCUCAGGGAUCAAGGAUCUGUAGACAGUUCUAUUGCCCUUCUGGAGAAAGCACUUGAAAGAUCACCAAACUCAAGCUUCAUAUGUCAUCAGUUAGCAACAUGCUAUGAGAAAAAAAAAUUUACUUACUGA